Helianthus annuus (common sunflower) is the source of this 1423-nucleotide messenger RNA. Its product is annotated as GDSL esterase/lipase At5g45670. Gene Ontology annotation, molecular function: hydrolase activity, acting on ester bonds. The record is from RefSeq and is a predicted model, not a curated record. Bases 103 to 1182 code for a protein of 359 amino acids. The transcript has 5 exons. Lineage: Eukaryota; Viridiplantae; Streptophyta; Magnoliopsida; Asterales; Asteraceae.
CAUAUUAUUAAGUUAGGUGAUAGAUUAUUUUCAGCUACCACCACUCUUGGAGCCAUAUGCAACUUAGUCAUUUCCAACUACCCUUACUUGAUUGUCAAAAACAUGGCUACCGCUCAAAACUUGGUGAUCUUGAUGUUUACAACUACACUGUUACUAGCCAACUGCGACCCGCAAGUCCCUUGUUACUUCAUAUUUGGCGAUUCGUUAAUGGAUAACGGCAACAAUAACCACCUUCUUACUCAAGCAAAAGUUAACUUUCCACCGUAUGGGAUCGACUUCCCAGACGGCCCAACUGGCCGCUUUAAUAAUGGCCGAAAUACCUCCGAUGUUAUUGCUCAACUACUUGGGUUCGAUAAAUUCAUCCCGCCUUUUGCAAUUGCAAAAGGCGGGGAAAUCCUAACCGGGGUAAAUUAUGCGUCUGGGGCAGCCGGAAUUCGAGCUGAAACUGCAAAACAUUUGGGUGGUCGAAUAAGCAUGGAUAAUCAAAUAAAAAAUCAUUGGACCACAAUUAUACGGCUUACCUACUUGAUUGGAAAGGGAAGUCUCGUUGAAACUAAAAAGUACCUUAAAAAAUGUAUAUACACGGUCGGAAUGGGUAACAACGACUAUAUCAACAACUAUUUCCUACCUAAAUACUAUAACACGAGUAGUGUAUAUACGCCCGAACAAUAUGCGGAAGCUCUUGUUGAACAAUAUUCUCGACAGCUUCAGGAAUUGUACAAAAGUGGAGCCAGAAUGUUUGGGGUCUUUGCAGCUGGUGAUUCUGGUUGUACCCCGGGAAUGAUGGCCGAGUUUGGCAUGAACUCAUGUGUGGAUGAGGUUAAUAGCGCGGUCAUGUUAUUUAACUCCCGUCUUAAUAUGACGCUGAAUGAUCUAAACAAUAGAUUCGAUGAUGCGAAGUUCAUCCUAAUCGAGGGUUCUCGAGAGUAUCCUAAUGAUAUAAAUGUUACUGAUACACCAUGUUGCGGGGGUUCAAGCACUAGCGAUAAAGGCCAAUGUGCCCCGAAUCAAGUUCCAUGUAGCAAUAGGCAAAACUAUUAUUUCUGGGAUGCGUUUCAUCCAACGGAGAGGAUUAAUGUUAUUGCGGGAAAAAGAGCGUAUGAAAAGCUUACUUCAUUUGAAGCGUUUAGGACUAUUGCAUUGUCGAAGGACAAAGAAACUGGCUACAUCAGCGUUGCAUAAGGGUUCGGUCUAUGAAACUGAUUCAUACAGAUUCACAUCUACGAAUAAAAAGGCUGUAUAUGAAGUUUAGUGUCUGAGUUUAUUGUUGUAGCAUAGAUUAGCCAGUGGGAUCCUGCCCCACCAUGCGUUCGAUCUUUAUCAAUUCAGUUCGUUACGCGAGGGAUCAGUAUCGAUUAAUUCGUUAUGUUAUCGGUAUGCAACUGGAACUUGUUAUAGCAAUUGAAAGAGAAACCCAAAAAAA